Molecule: messenger RNA, 870 nt
Organism: Macrobrachium nipponense
Lineage: Eukaryota; Metazoa; Arthropoda; Malacostraca; Decapoda; Palaemonidae
Exons: 4
Coding region: 1-870 (289 amino acids)
Source: RefSeq, a predicted model, not a curated record
AUGAAGAGCGCCCUCCCCGGGGAGGAGGAGAGCCUCCCAGCAUAUGCGCCAUAUAAAUGUCAAACGGAGGUAAAUAUUCUACAGUACCCAGCAUCCUUUGAGUAUAGAAAUGACGACAUCCCCAGCCAUGAAGAACGGCACAGAGUCAAAAUGGAGCUGGAAGACACCAAUACCUUCAGAGAAAGCAGUAAAACCUUCAGAGAAAGCAGCAACACCUUCAGAGAAAGCAGCAAUCCCUCUAGAGAAAGCAGCAACACCUUCAGAGAAAGCAGCAAAACCUUCAGAGGAAGCAGCAAUCCCUUCAGAGAAAGCAGCAAAACCUUCAGAGAAAGCAGCAAUCCCUCUAGAGAAAGCAGCAGUGCCUUCAGAGGAAGCAGCAACACCUUCAGAGAAAGCAGCAACACCUUCAGAGAAAGCAGCAAAAUCUUCAGAGAAAGCAGCAAACCCUUCAGAGAAAGCAGCAAAUACUUCAGAGAAAGCAGCAACAUCUUCAGAGAAAGUAGCAAAACCUUUAGAGAAAGCAGCAACACCUUCAGAGAAAGCAGCAAAACCUUCAGAGAAAGCAGCAAAUCCUUCAGAGAAAGCAGCAAACCCUUCAGAGAAAAAGCAGCAAACCCUUCAGAGAAAGCAGCAAAACCUUCAGAGAGAAAGCAGCAAAACCUUCAUAGAGAAACCAUCAAUACCUUCAGACGAAAGCAGGAAAAACCUUCAGAGAAAGCUUCUUCCUCCUCCUCCUCCUCCUCCUCCUCCUCCUCCUCCUCUUCUUCUUCUUCUUCUCCUUCUCCUUCUUCUUCCCCACACGUAAUUCCCCUGGAGGCAAUCAUAGCACUUCCUUUAUCGACUCCGCCAUCAUCCCUCCAUCAUGAUUGA